Girardinichthys multiradiatus is the source of this 15971-nucleotide messenger RNA. RefSeq lists its product as uncharacterized. Gene Ontology annotation, molecular function: calcium ion binding. The coding region runs from base 279 to 15971 and encodes 5230 amino acids. Lineage: Eukaryota; Metazoa; Chordata; Actinopteri; Cyprinodontiformes; Goodeidae. The transcript is spliced from 10 exons. Gene Ontology annotation, cellular component: plasma membrane. The record is from RefSeq and is a predicted model, not a curated record. Gene Ontology annotation, biological process: homophilic cell-cell adhesion.
CUCCUCAGCAGACGGUGUAUGCAGUCACUGACUCAGUAGGUGUCAGUGUUACAUUAGGCAACGACUUAGCUUCUAGUCACUAUAGGCUCUGCCCCUUGGAGGAUGUUCUGCUUCAGUUUGAGCACAAAGAAUGAUGUUGUUUUGGAGGUGAGCAUCUUCCAUGCUACUGUAAUCCUCGGAAUAUAUUUUUGGAAAAAUCGGAGUUGCUUUCCAUCUAGACAGGAUGUGGACGCCGUUUUUGUGAUUAUGCCAACAGAGACAAAGGAUAAAAAGGCACAAUGACAUCUUGGGCUCGUGCUCUGUUUUUCUUUCUGUUUUUUCGCGACACGGAGCUGAUUUUAGCGCAAAUUAAAUAUUCCACACCAGAGGGGGUCAAAGUGGGAGCUGUGAUCGGAAAUGUUGCCAAGGAUUUAGGCUUCGAUGUCAGCACAUUAAAAAGUAGGCGUUUUCGCAUUGUGUCGGAAGCCCACGGUGCGCUGUUUGAGGUAAACCCGAACAAUGGGAUUUUAUAUGUUCACCAGCAUAUUGACCGAGAGCAGCUGUGCGACAGAAAUGUUGCAUGCCUAACUGAUGUGAAAAUUGUUGUUGAAAACCCACUUGAAGUCCACUAUGUCACCGUGGAAAUAAUAGAUGCAAACGACCAUGCACCGAGUUUUGCAGAACAAGAAAAGAUAAUAGAAAUAGCGGAAUCGACAGCGCCGGGGGCUCGAUUCCAGUUACCAGGCGCCCGAGAUCCAGAUGUAGGAAUAAAUUCAAUCCAGCGCUAUAAACUGAGUCAAAAUGAGAAUUUCCAUUUGGAAAUUCGGGACAGAGGUGAGGAUAAAAUCCCCUUCUUAGUUUUGCAAAGGCAGUUAGACAGAGAGCAGAAAACAAACCACAACCUAAUUCUAACUGCUGCGGAUGGAGGGACGCCACCACAAUCAGCACACCUCAACGUUACAGUAAGGGUUCUUGAUAUAAAUGAUAACAGACCCGUUUUUUUAAAAGAGGUUUAUUCCGCUGUGUUGCAAGAAAAUGCAGCAAUAGAUACGAUUAUAAUAAAAGUCGAAGCAACGGAUCUAGACGAGGGAACAAACGCUGAUGUAGAAUAUGCCUUCGGGAGUGAUAUUAGUUCAGAUUUGCUACAACUAUUCAAUUUAAAUAUACACACUGGAGAAAUUGGAGUUAGCGGAUUAAUUGAUUAUGAGACAGCUAAUGUUUACAAAUUAGACAUACAAGCUUCUGACAAAGGCCAACCACCGAUGACCACUGAUUGCAGAGUGAUAAUUAAGAUUCAGGAUGUCAAUGAUAAUAAGCCGGAAAUAGACAUUACAUCUUUAUCCAGCGUGGUCCCAGAGGAUUCAAAGUAUGGCACCGUGAUUGCUCUUCUCAGUUUAAUAGACAGGGAUUCUGGUCUAAAUGGUAAAGUCAUUUGUCGUCUUACAGAUAAUGUGCCUUUUCAAUUAAAACCUUCAUAUAAAGAAAACGUGUACUCAUUAGUUACAAAAGAGACGUUAGACAGGGAGACUUUAUCAUAUUAUGAUAUUUCAGUAACAGCUACUGAUUGUGGUGAGCCACCUCUUUCCACCGUAAAAACGUUGAGCAUUCAGGUGUCGGAUGUAAAUGACAACACUCCCGAAUUUUUACACAACCCUCUUGAGUUGUAUUUAAUGGAAAAUAAUGCACCAGGUGAUUCUAUAUUUUCUGUAAGUGCGAUUGACAAGGAUUUAAACGAAAAUGCUGUCCUGUCCUAUCGUUUGCUAAAAGGUGAAGGCGGUCAUAAGGACAUGACUUCGUUUUUGAACAUACAUGUUCAUAACGGACAAAUAUCUGCGCUAAAACGUUUCGACUUUGAAACUCUGAAAACUUUCCAGUUCCAAGUUGUCGCCUCAGAUUCUGGGUCCCCGUCACUGAGCAGCAACGUCACAGUGAACGUGUUCAUUCUGGAUCAGAACGACAACGCUCCAGUCAUCCUGUAUCCAGUCAGCUCCAACGGUUCUGCUGAAGGUGUGGAGGAGAUUCCCCGCAAUGUGAACGCAGGACACUUGGUGACUAAAGUCAGAGCCUAUGACGCUGAUAUAGGAUAUAACGGCUGGUUGCUGUUUUCACUGCAGGAAGUUACUGACCACAGUCUCUUUGGUUUGGACCGCUACACAGGACAGAUCAGAACACUUCGCUCAUUCACAGAGACAGACGAGGCUGAGCAUAAACUGGUCAUACUGGUCAAAGACAAUGGCAACGUUUCCCUCUCAACAACAGCUACUGUGAUUGUCAAACUGGUGGAGCCCAAAGAGGCUUUUGCAGCUUCUGAUGUUAAAAGUGCAGCAAAGGAUGAUGAGGAUAAUAAUGUGACUUUUUACCUGAUGAUCACUUUGGGCUCAGUUUCAGUUCUGUUUAUCAUCAGUAUCAUCGUGCUGAUUGCAAUGCAGUGCUCCAGAUCCACAGACUAUACUUCUAAAUAUCUCCCAGAGACUAAUUAUGAUGGGACACUGUGUCACAGCAUUCAGUACAGAUCUGGAGACAAACGGUACAUGUUAGUUGGACCCAGGAUGAGUAUAGGAUCUACAAUAGUACCUGGAAGUCAUGCAAACACACUUGUGCUACUUGACAGGAAGAGGACAUGUGAAGAGAUAUUUGCGCUAAAACGUUUCGACUUUGAAACUCUGAAAACUUUCCAGUUCCAAGUUGUCGCCUCAGAUUCUGGGUCUCCGUCACUGAGCAGCAACGUCACAGUGAACGUGUUCAUUCUGGAUCAGAACGACAACGCUCCAGUCAUCCUGUAUCCAGUCAGCUCCAACGGUUCUGCUGAAGGUGUGGAGGAGAUUCCCCGCAAUGUGAACGCAGGACACUUGGUGACUAAAGUCAGAGCCUAUGACGCUGAUAUAGGAUAUAACGGCUGGUUGCUGUUUUCACUGCAGGAAGUUACUGACCACAGUCUCUUUGGUUUGGACCGCUACACAGGACAGAUCAGAACACUUCGUUCAUUCACAGAGACAGACGAGGCUGAGCAUAAACUGGUCAUACUGGUCAAAGACAAUGGCAACGUUUCCCUCUCAGCAACAGCUACUGUGAUUGUCAAACUGGUGGAGCCCAAAGAGGCUUUUGCAGCUUCUGAUGUUAAAAGUGCAGCAAAGGAUGAUGAGGAUAAUAAUGUGACUUUUUACCUGAUGAUCACUUUGGGCUCAGUUUCAGUUCUGUUUAUCAUCAGUAUCAUCGUGCUGAUUGCAAUGCAGUGCUCCAGAUCCACAGACUAUACUUCUAAAUAUCUCCCAGAGACUAAUUAUGAUGGGACACUGUGUCACAGCAUCCAGUACAGAUCUGGAGACAAACGUGAACUUAAUCUGAGUGUAUCCUGUUGCUGGAUAAAGAUGGGGUCAGCUAAAGCAGCUCGAAAAAAGGAAUGCUUUUGGUUCGCUUUUCAUUUGGUUUUGCAGCUUCUUGUCGGGAAACAAGCUUUUGCUCAGAAUCGGUACUCGGUUCCAGAGGAGGUUAAAGACGGAACUGUUGUUGGAAACGUUGCAAAGGAUCUGGGGCUUGAUAUCUCAUCCUUGAGUGAUCGGCGAUUUCGUGUUGUAUCUGGAAGCAAGGACGCCUUCUUUGAGGUAAAUCAGAACAAUGGGAUUCUCUACGUGCUCAGGAAAAUCGACAGGGAGGAGCUCUGCAAAGGAAGAGGUGCAUGUCUGAUAGAGCUAAAAAUUCUGGUCGAAAAUCCUUUGGAAAUGCAUUAUGUAGCCGUAGAGAUAACAGAUGUAAAUGAUCACUCUCCUAGUUUUCCUGAAAAAGAACAGACAAUUGAAAUAGCGGAGCAUACGCUGCCUGGAAGGCGAUUCCAGCUACAUGCUGCCCGUGAUCCCGAUGCAGGAAUCAACUCCAUUCGCACCUAUAUUCUAACGCAAAAUGAUCACUUUGAAAUAGACAUCCGUGAAAGUGACGGGGACAAAAUACCCUUUUUAGUGCUGAAAAGGGCAUUAGACAGAGAACAAAAAGAUAAACAUUCUCUAGUGGUUACUGCUUUAGAUGGAGGCAAACCUUCAAGAUCAGGGACAUUAAAUGUUUCAGUUAUUGUUUUGGAUAUAAAUGAUAACCGCCCCGCAUUUCUUCAAGAUACAUACCAAAUUUUAGUUAAGGAAAAUCUUCCUCUUGGAAGUUUAAUAUUUGUAAUGAAUGCUACGGAUCCCGAUGAAGGCACCAACGGGGAAAUUGAAUACAGUCUAGCAAAAACUUUGAGGAAAAAUGUGUAUGACCUUUUUGAGCUGAACAAAUUGAGUGGAGAAAUUAUAGUGAAAGGAGCACUGGAUUAUGAGCAAAAUGAUGUUUUUAAACUGGUUGUUGAGGCGUCCGAUAAAGGAACUCCUCCACUGACUGGUGAGUGCAGACUUAACAUAAAACUUAAAGAUGUUAAUGACAACCCACCAGAAAUAGAAAUCACGUCACAAUCAAACACGGUCUCAGAAGAUUCAAACCCUGGCACUGCCAUUUCACUUCUUAGUGUGACAGAUAAAGAUUCUGGACUUAAUGGAAAAAUUGUUGCAAGCAUAAUAUCAAAUGGACCAUUUGAAUUGAAGCCAUCCUAUAAGGAAAAUAUAUAUUCAGUUGUCACUAAGGGAGUUUUAGAUCGAGAGGAAGUGUCUAAUUAUGAACUGACAAUAAAAGCCACAGACUGUGGUGAGCCUAACUUAUCCAGUUCUCAAACCUUCAGCAUUCAAAUAUCAGAUGUAAAUGAUAACAAUCCUCUGUUCUCCCAAAAUCCAUUGCAGUUUUAUUUGUCAGAAAACAAUGGUGCCAGUAUGCCAAUAUUUUCUGUUAGUGCCAAGGACAAAGAUCAGAAUGAGAACGCGGCUAUUUCUUAUCGUAUCGGAAGACAGCUGAAUGGAAAUGACAUAAUGUCACACCUAAGCAUAAAUUCAGAUGAUGGACAAAUAUUUGCUCUAAAAAGUUUCGACUUUGAAACUCUGAAAACUUUCCAGUUCCAAGUUGUCGCCUCCGAUUCUGGGUCGCCGUCACUGAGCAGCAACGUCACAGUGAACGUGUUCAUUCUGGAUCAGAACGACAACGCUCCAGUCAUCCUGUAUCCAGUCAGCUCCAAUGGUUCUGCUGAAGGUGUGGAGGAGAUUCCCCGCAAUGUGAACGCAGGACACUUGGUGACUAAAGUCAGAGCCUAUGACGCUGAUAUAGGAUAUAACGGCUGGUUGCUGUUUUCACUGCAGGAAGUUACUGACCACAGUCUCUUUGGUUUGGACCGCUACACAGGACAGAUCAGAACACUUCGCUCAUUCACAGAGACAGACGAGGCUGAGCAUAAACUGGUCAUACUGGUCAAAGACAAUGGCAACGUUUCCCUCUCAGCAACAGCUACUGUGAUUGUCAAACUGGUGGAGCCCAAAGAGGCUUUUGCAGCUUCUGAUGUUAAAAGUGCAGCAAAGGAUGAUGAGGAUAAUAAUGUGACUUUUUACCUGAUGAUCACUUUGGGCUCAGUUUCAGUUCUGUUUAUCAUCAGUAUCAUCGUGCUGAUUGCAAUGCAGUGCUCCAGAUCCACAGACUAUACUUCUAAAUAUCUCCCAGAGACUAAUUAUGAUGGGACACUGUGCCACAGCAUCCAGUACAGAUCUGGAGACAAACGGUACAUGUUAGUUGGACCCAGGAUGAGUAUAGGAUCUACUAUAGUACCUGGAAGUCAUGCAAACACACUGGUGCUACCUGACAGGAGGAGGACAUGUGAAGAGGUAAGAAAACCCGUCACAGACGAGGUUCCUCCCCUAACAAAAUCUUUUGUUUGGUGGCUCACAGAAAAGCAUAUAGUCAACAUAAGAGCAAAAGACGGACGAAGUCACGUUUUGACUGGAUUUGGAAACUCGAACUGGUUCAGAAAUCGGACAAAGGUGGAUGUGUGUGGAUGUAAAACAAUGGCGAGACUAUUUAGAUCAAUUAUCCGUGGCUGGUUUGCUUUUUAUUUCGCCUUACUGCUGAUUAUCUGGGGACAGGCUAUGGCUGAACUGAGGUACUCCAUCCCGGAGGAGGUAAAAGAAGGAACUGCUGUGGGAUAUAUUGCAAAAGAUCUUGGUUUGGACAAAGCUUCAUUGGUCGAUCGUCGGUUCCGUGUUGUUCCUGGAUCCAAGGAGGCUUAUUUCGAGGUGAAUUCGGAUAACGGUGCCUUGCAGGUUCGUAGAAAAAUUGACAGGGAAGAGAUGUGUCAGGGCAGUGGCACAUGCCUAAUGGAGUUGAAAAUUCUCGUUGAAAACCCGUUGGAGAUGCAUCAUGUUGUUGUGGAUAUCACAGAUGUUAAUGAUCACUUCCCCAGUUUUUCUGAAAACGAACAAACGUUUGAAAUAGCAGAGCAUUCAUCUCCGGGAACACGAUUUCAGCUACAUGCGGCCCGUGAUCCGGACGCUGGAAUAAACUCCAUCCGCACAUACACUUUGACGUCAAAUGAUCAUUUUGAUAUUGAGGUAAUCCAGAGUGAUGAAGAGAAAGUGCCCUUUUUAGUAUUAAAACUGUCCUUAGACAGAGAACAAAAGAAUAAGCACAUGCUUAUUUUAACAGCAGCUGAUGGAGGCAAACCUCCAAAGUCAGCAACACUUAAUGUUUCCAUUAUUGUUCUUGAUAGUAAUGACAAUCGCCCAGCAUUCAAUAAAGAGAUUUAUCAAAUUGAAAUACAAGAAAAUACAUCGAUUGGUAAAACUCUUACUAGAUUAAAUGCAACAGAUCCAGAUGAAGGAGCCAAUGGGGAAAUAGAGUAUAGCCUUAGUAAAACGCUGGCGCGAAACGUAUAUGAGCUAUUUCAGCUGGAUAGCGUGAGUGGAGAAAUAACACUAAAAGGUGCUUUAGAUUUUGAGGAUUCUGACACUUAUAAACUAGAUGUCCAAGCAUCCGACAAAGGACAACCUCCACUGAUAGGCAGGUGCAGAGUUAUUAUAAAGAUAAAAGACGUGAAUGAUAACGCCCCAGAAAUAGAGGUCACGUCCCUUUCAAACACUGUUUCUGAAGAUUCAAAGCCCGGCACAGUGAUUUCACUUAUUAGUGUAACGGAUAAGGAUGCAAGUGUUAACGGAAAAGUGAUAGUACAGAUAACUGACGGUGUACCAUUUGAACUAAAGCCUUCCUACAAGGAGAACAUUUAUUCAGUUGUCACCAAAGACUUGCUGGACCGAGAAAAAGAACAACAAUACGGAAUAAUUAUUAAAGCAACAGACUGCGGCGAACCUCCCUUAACUACUGUUAAAAUUCUCAGAAUUCAAAUCUCAGAUGUGAAUGACAACAUUCCGCAGUUCUCACAAAACCCAUUACAAUUUUAUCUGAUAGAGAACAACAUUGCUGGUGCUUCGGUUUUCUCAGUAAGUGCAACGGAUAUCGAUGUUAAUGAAAACGCAGCUAUAACAUAUAAUAUAAUCAGACAGAAUGAUGCAACGAGCUUCAUAAAUGUCAACUCAGAAAAUGGAAAAAUAUCAGCACUGAAAAGUUUCGACUUUGAAACUCUGAAAACUUUCCAGUUCCAAGUUGUCGCCUCAGAUUCUGGGUCUCCGUCACUGAGCAGCAACGUCACAGUGAACGUGUUCAUUCUGGAUCAGAACGACAACGCUCCAGUCAUCCUGUAUCCAGUCAGCUCCAAUGGUUCUGCUGAAGGUGUGGAGGAGAUUCCCCGCAAUGUGAACGCAGGACACUUGGUGACUAAAGUCAGAGCCUAUGACGCUGAUAUAGGAUAUAACGGCUGGUUGCUGUUUUCACUGCAGGAAGUUACUGACCACAGUCUCUUUGGUUUGGACCGCUACACAGGACAGAUCAGAACACUUCGCUCAUUCACAGAGACAGACGAGGCUGAGCAUAAACUGGUCAUACUGGUCAAAGACAAUGGCAACGUUUCCCUCUCAGCAACAGCUACUGUGAUUGUCAAACUGGUGGAGCCCAAAGAAGCUUUUGCAGCUUCUGAUGUUAAAAGUGCAGCAAAGGAUGAUGAGGAUAAUAAUGUGACUUUUUACCUGAUGAUCACUUUGGGCUCAGUUUCAGUUCUGUUUAUCAUCAGUAUCAUCGUGCUGAUUGCAAUGCAGUGCUCCAGAUCCACAGACUAUACUUCUAAAUAUCUCCCAGAGACUAAUUAUGAUGGGACACUGUGUCACAGCAUCCAGUACAGAUCUGGAGACAAACGGUACAUGUUAGUUGGACCCAGGAUGAGUAUAGGAUCUACUAUAGUACCUGGAAGUCAUGCAAACACACUGGUGCUACCUGACAGGAGGAGGACAUGUGAAGAGUGUCACAACACGGAGUUCAGAUUUGGAGACAAACAGUAUAUGUUGGUUGGAUCCAGAAGGAUAAAAAUCAAAACAAUGGCGAGCUGGAGCCAAACGAGUGACUACAAUUGGCGUGUUUUUCUUUUAUAUAUUCUACUGAUUGUGGCGAAGCAGGCUAUGGCUGAAUUGAGGUACUCUGUUCCGGAGGAGGUGAAAGAGGGAACCGUCGUUGGAAAUAUUGCCAAGGAUCUUGGUCUGGAAAAAGCAUACUUAAAUAAUCGACGGCUUCGUAUUGUUUCUGGAUCUGAGGAUAUUUUUUUCAAUGUUAACACGGAUAAUGGAGCCUUACAGGUUCGUAGAAAAGCUGACAGAGAGCAGAUUUGUCACGGUGGUGGCGCAUGCCUGAUGGAGCUAAAGAUCAUCGUUGAAAACCCGCUGGAAAUGCAUCAUGUUGUUGUUGAAAUUACAGAUAUAAAUGAUAACUUUCCUAGUUUCCUAGAGAAAGAGCAACAUUUUCAAAUAGCUGAACAUACUACUCUAGGAACCCGAUUUCAGCUGCAAUCGGCCCGUGACCCUGAUGUAGGAGUGAAUUCAAUCCGCACAUACACGUUAUCUUCAAAUGAUUAUUUUGAUAUAGAUCUCAGUCAAAGCGAUGAAGAAAAAAUACCAUUUUUAGUGCUAAAGAAGCCUCUAGAUAGGGAACAAAAUAAGAAACUUUUACUGCUAGUUACAGCAAUAGAUGGAGGCAAACCUCAGAGAACAGGGACUCUUAAUGUUUCAAUCACUGUUCUUGAUAUUAACGACAACCGUCCAUCCUUUAACCAGGAAGUUUACCAGAUACAGAUGUUUGAAAACGCCCCCGUUGGAACUGCUGUUACAAGAGUUAAUGCAAGAGAUCCAGACGAGGGAAAUAAUGGAGAAAUUAAAUACAGCAUUGCUAAAGCAUUGGAACCAAAAAUAUAUGAAAUAUUUGAGCUUAACAUAUUGACAGGUGAAAUAAAAUUAAAAGCACCACUGGAUUUUGAGGAGUCUGAAAUCUACAAAAUUGACAUUGAAGCAUCAGACAAGGGAACGCCUCCUUUAACAGGAAGGUGUAGAGUGGUUGUAAAGAUAAAAGAUGUAAACGAUAACUCACCAAAGAUAGAUGUCACAUCUCUGUCAAAUACAAUACCAGAAGAUUCAAAACCCGGAACAGCGGUUUCUCUCAUCAGUGUAACAGAUAAAGACUCAGGUGUUAAUGGAAAGAUUAUUUCGCGCAUACUUAAUGAUGCACCUUUUGAAUUAAAGCCAUCUUAUAAGGAAAACAUAUAUUCACUUGUUACAAAAGAAUAUUUAGAUAGAGAGAAGUUGUCCCGUUAUGAAAUAUUAAUACAGUCCACCGAUUGUGGUAAUCCGCCAUUAUCUACAGUAAAAACGCUCAGUAUUCAGAUUUCCGAUGUGAAUGACAACAGUCCUCGUUUUGAGAAAAGUCCGUUAGAAUUUUAUUUAUCAGAAAAUAAUGCUGCUGGGGCAUCAAUAUUUUCGGUUAGCGCGACGGACAUUGACACGAAUGACAAUGCAGCCAUUUCUUAUUAUAUUAUGAGAGAAGAGAGUAAAGAUGAUGUAACAGCGUUGUUAAAUAUCAACUCAGCAAAUGGGAAAAUAUCUGCGCUGAAAAGUUUCGACUUUGAAACUCUGAAAACUUUCCAGUUCCAAGUUGUCGCCUCAGAUUCUGGGUCUCCGUCACUGAGCAGCAACGUCACAGUGAACGUGUUCAUUCUGGAUCAGAACGACAACGCUCCAGUCAUCCUGUAUCCAGUCAGCUCCAACGGUUCUGCUGAAGGUGUGGAGGAGAUUCCCCGCAAUGUGAACGCAGGACACUUGGUGACUAAAGUCAGAGCCUAUGACGCUGAUAUAGGAUAUAACGGCUGGUUGCUGUUUUCACUGCAGGAAGUUACUGACCACAGUCUCUUUGGUUUGGACCGCUACACAGGACAGAUCAGAACACUUCGCUCAUUCACAGAGACAGACGAGGCUGAGCAUAAACUGGUCAUACUGGUCAAAGACAAUGGCAACGUUUCCCUCUCAGCAACAGCUACUGUGAUUGUCAAACUGGUGGAGCCCAAAGAGGCUUUUGCAGCUUCUGAUGUUAAAAGUGCAGCAAAGGAUGAUGAGGAUAAUAAUGUGACUUUUUACCUGAUGAUCACUUUGGGCUCAGUUUCAGUUCUGUUUAUCAUCAGUAUCAUCGUGCUGAUAGCAAUGCAGUGCUCCAGAUCCACAGACUAUACUUCUAAAUAUCUCCCAGAGACUAAUUAUGAUGGGACACUGUGUCACAGCAUCCAGUACAGAUCUGGAGACAAACGGUACAUGUUAGUUGGACCCAGGAUGAGUAUAGGAUCUACUAUAGUACCUGGAAGUCAUGCAAACACACUGGUGCUACCUGACAGGAGGAGGACAUGUGAAGAGGUAAGCCAUGCACUUGAAUACUUUGGCUUAUUUCAGAUGUCCCUGCUCCCAUCCCUAAAACCGAUUUCCUGCAUAUAUAUUCAUUGCUUUGUAAAUUUGGCAACAGACAGUCUCAGACCUGGGUUUCAUAUUGUUUCACCCGAAUGUUUUGUCAUUGUGCUUUUCUUGUUUUGCAUAUUCAUAUCUUUCAUAUUAGGAUUUUUUUCCAGAGUUACCAACAGAACACUUGGGUGCACUUCGAAAGGAUAUUAUUUAAGACAAAGAAUGGCGAUGGCAAGCUGGAAACGAUCAAGUGAUUACAGCUGGUGUAUUUUUCUUUUACGUGUUCUGCUGAUUUUCACGAAGCAGGCUGUGGCUGAACUGAGGUACUCUGUUCCGGAGGAGGCGAAAAAGGCAACCGUCAUUGGAAACAUUGCCAGGGAUCUUGGUCUGGAAAAGGCACAUUUAACUGAUCGACGGCUACGUGUUGUUUCCGGACCGCAGGACACAUUUUUGGAUGUUAACACAGAUAACGGGGCCUUACAGGUUCGUAGAAAAAUUGACAGAGAGGAGAUUUGUCACGGCGGUGGCGCAUGCCUGAUGGAGCUAAAAAUUAUUGUUGAAAACCCAUUAGAGAUGCACCACGUUCUUGUUGAAAUUAUAGAUGUAAAUGAUCACUCCCCAAAUUUUACAAAAACAGAGCAACAUUUUCAAAUAGCUGAACAUACUACUCUAGGAACCCGAUUUCAGCUGCAAUCGGCCCGUGACCCUGAUGUAGGAGUGAAUUCAAUCCGCACAUACACGUUAUCUUCAAAUGAUUAUUUUGAUAUAGAUCUCAGUCAAAGCGAUGAAGAAAAAAUACCAUUUUUAGUGCUAAAGAAGCCUCUAGAUAGGGAACAAAAUAAGAAACUUUUACUGCUAGUUACAGCAAUAGAUGGAGGCAAACCUCAGAGAACAGGGACUCUUAAUGUUUCAAUCACUGUUCUUGAUAUUAAUGACAACCGUCCAUCCUUUAACCAGGAAGUUUACCAGAUACAGAUGUUUGAAAACGCCCCCGUUGGAACUGCUGUUACAAGAGUUAAUGCAAGAGAUCCAGACGAGGGAAAUAAUGGAGAAAUUAUGUAUAGCAUUGCCAACACCUUAGCACCUAAAAUAUACACUUUAUUUGAACUGGAAAGCUUAACAGGUGAAAUAAAAUUAAAAGCACCACUGGAUUUUGAGGAGUCUGAAAUCUACAAAAUUGACAUUGAAGCAUCAGACAAGGGAACGCCUCCUUUAACAGGAAGGUGUAGAGUGGUUGUAAAGAUAAAAGAUGUAAACGAUAACUCACCAAAGAUAGAUGUCACAUCUCUGUCAAAUACAAUACCAGAAGAUUCAAAACCCGGAACAGCGGUUUCUCUCAUCAGUGUAACAGAUAAAGACUCAGGUGUUAAUGGAAAGAUUAUUUCGCGCAUACUUAAUGAUGCACCUUUUGAAUUAAAGCCAUCUUAUAAGGAAAACAUAUAUUCACUUGUUACAAAAGAAUAUUUAGAUAGAGAGAAGUUGUCCCGUUAUGAAAUAUUAAUACAGUCCACCGAUUGUGGUAAUCCGCCAUUAUCUACAGUAAAAACGCUCAGUAUUCAGAUUUCCGAUGUGAAUGACAACAGUCCUCGUUUUGAGAAAAGUCCGUUAGAAUUUUAUUUAUCAGAAAAUAAUGCUGCUGGGGCAUCAAUAUUUUCAGUUAGCGCGACGGACAUUGACACGAAUGACAAUGCAGCCAUUUCUUAUUAUAUUAUGAGAGAAGGGAGUAAAGAUGAUGUAACAGCGUUGUUAAAUAUCAACUCAGCAAAUGGGAAAAUAUCUGCGCUGAAAAGUUUUGACUUUGAAACUCUGAAAACUUUCCAGUUCCAAGUUGUCGCCUCAGAUUCUGGGUCUCCGUCACUGAGCAGCAACGUCACAGUGAACGUGUUCAUUCUGGAUCAGAACGACAACGCUCCAGUCAUCCUGUAUCCAGUCAGCUCCAAUGGUUCUGCUGAAGGUGUGGAGGAGAUUCCCCGCAAUGUGAACGCAGGACACUUGGUGACUAAAGUCAGAGCCUAUGACGCUGAUAUAGGAUAUAACGGCUGGUUGCUGUUUUCACUGCAGGAAGUUACUGACCACAGUCUCUUUGGUUUGGACCGCUACACAGGACAGAUCAGAACACUUCGCUCAUUCACAGAGACAGACGAGGCUGAGCAUAAACUGGUCAUACUGGUCAAAGACAAUGGCAACGUUUCCCUCUCAGCAACAGCUACUGUGAUUGUCAAACUGGUGGAGCCCAAAGAGGCUUUUGCAGCUUCUGAUGUUAAAAGUGCAGCAAAGGAUGAUGAGGAUAAUAAUGUGACUUUUUACCUGAUGAUCACUUUGGGCUCAGUUUCAGUUCUGUUUAUCAUCAGUAUCAUCGUGCUGAUUGCAAUGCAGUGCUCCAGAUCCACAGACUAUACUUCUAAAUAUCUCCCAGAGACUAAUUAUGAUGGGACACUGUGUCACAGCAUCCAGUACAGAUCUGGAGACAAACGGUACAUGUUAGUUGGACCCAGGAUGAGUAUAGGAUCUACUAUAGUACCUGGAAGUCAUGCAAACACACUGGUGCUACCUGACAGGAGGAGGACAUGUGAAGAGGUGCUGUACAUAUAUAUCUACUCUGUAAUAUGUCCUGCUUUUGUCGGGAUUUCCAUUAGAUCCAUCCCAUUUCUCUCACGACGAAAAGCGUUGCUGUGCGGUUUCUAUAUACAUUUUAUAUUAGACUUUUUGUCUCUUUCGGAGAAUAGUUGCUUUUUUUUACCGUGUGCGGUGCAGGAAUUUUAUAUCAGCAUACCAAAUGAGCUCUUUGCAAUGGAUUUUAUAGUAUUUUUAUUUUCGCAUAUUUCCAACAUGGAACAAAGACGACCUGAAACACGGAGAGGGAGGACAAAAUGGAUUACAUUCGUGAUAAUUUUGGUGUUAUUUUGUUACAGCUCUUCGGCCCACUUUCGUUAUUCUGUCUCCGAGGAGGUUGAAGAGGGAACAGUUGUUGGAAAUAUCGCGAAGGAUUUAGGCUUGGAUAAGAGCACACUGAAAGACAGGGGGAUCCGUAUUGUUUACGGUUCCACAGAUCCUCUUUUUACAGUAAACCAAGAUGAUGGUGUCUUUUAUGUAGACAGGAAAAUCGACCGAGAGGAAAUCUGUGAUCGAAGCAAAGCUUGUGUGCUUGAUUUAAAAACGGUGCUUCAAAACCCGCUGGAGAUUCAUCAUGUUGCUGUGGAGAUUUUGGAUGUAAAUGAUCACUCACCAGUCUUCCCACAUAAUGAAACUACGCUGGAAAUUUCUGAAUCUGCGCUGCCAGGAGCAAAAUUCCAGUUGCAAGAUGCACGCGAUGCUGACAGUGGUUUAUUAUCCGUUCAGCAAUAUAAGUUGAGUAAUAAUGCACAUUUUCGUUUAGAGGUUAAAGAUCGAGGUGAGGGCCGUAAAACACCUAGUUUAGUUCUUGAAAAGCCACUCGACAGAGAAUCAGUUAAAAACCAUGUGUUGCUCCUGACAGCAUUAGAUGGAGGUAAACCUCCAAGAUCUGGUAAUAUGACAAUAAUUGUUAAUGUUUCCGAUGUUAAUGAUAACCCCCCAGUUUUCAGUCAGGAAUCAUAUACUGUGUCUCUGAAAGAAAACUCCCCUGUUGGUACGACUGUGAUUCAAGUUAAUGCAACCGAUUUAGAUGAGGGUCCUAACGGGGAGGUUAUGUAUUUAUUAAGCAACCACAUGGAGGCACGGGUACUUGAACGUUUUAGUUUAAAUCCAAUGACUGGAGUCAUUAUUGUGACAGGGGCGCUUGAUUUUGAAGAAUGUAGUAGAUAUGAAAUUGAUGUUCAAGCCUCUGACAAAGGCGCAGCAACACUUAAAACAGAUAAAACAGUGGUAAUUAAUCUGGUAGACGUAAAUGACAAUGAACCAGAGAUUGAAGUGACGUCAUUUUCUCAUGCGCUCCCAGAAGAUUCAAAACCGGGGACAACAGUGGCGUUGAUUAGUGUAAAGGAUGCUGAUUCUGGUCUGAACGGAAAAGUUAUGUGUUACAUAAACAAUGACCUUCCCUUUCUGUUAACUCCUUCCUUACAAAAUAACAUGUAUUCUCUGGUAACUAAAACUGUUUUGGACAGAGAACAAAAAUCUCAAUAUAAUGUAUUAAUCAUUGCUAAAGAUGCAGGCGAAACAUCUUUAUCAUCAGAAAAGAAUAUACCUGUUCUGGUGUCAGACAUAAAUGACAACAUUCCUGAAUUCCAUAAAAAUCCAUACAUUUUUUAUAUAACAGAAAAUAACACCCCAGGAGAGAAAGUUUUAUCUGUGUCAGCCCGUGACAAUGACGAAGGAGGUAAUGCACUUAUUUCAUAUUUAAUAUUAAGAGACAAAGAAGGAGCAAAUACACUGACAUCUUUUCUGAAUAUUAACUCUGAAACUGGAGACAUUGUGGCUUUGAAAAGUUUCGACUUUGAAACUCUGAAAACUUUCCAGUUCCAAGUUGUCGCCUCAGAUUCUGGGUCUCCGUCACUGAGCAGCAACGUCACAGUGAACGUGUUCAUUCUGGAUCAGAACGACAACGCUCCAGUCAUCCUGUAUCCAGUCAGCUCCAACGGUUCUGCUGAAGGUGUGGAGGAGAUUCCCCGCAAUGUGAACGCAGGACACUUGGUGACUAAAGUCAGAGCCUAUGACGCUGAUAUAGGAUAUAACGGCUGGUUGCUGUUUUCACUGCAGGAAGUUACUGACCACAGUCUCUUUGGUUUGGACCGCUACACAGGACAGAUCAGAACACUUCGCUCAUUCACAGAGACAGACGAGGCUGAGCAUAAACUGGUCAUACUGGUCAAAGACAAUGGCAACGUUUCCCUCUCAGCAACAGCUACUGUGAUUGUCAAACUGGUGGAGCCCAAAGAGGCUUUUGCAGCUUCUGAUGUUAAAAGUGCAGCAAAGGAUGAUGAGGAUAAUAAUGUGACUUUUUACCUGAUGAUCACUUUGGGCUCAGUUUCAGUUCUGUUUAUCAUCAGUAUCAUCGUGCUGAUUGCAAUGCAGUGCUCCAGAUCCACAGACUACACUUCUAAAUAUCUCCCAGAGACUAAUUAUGAUGGGACACUGUGUCACAGCAUCCAGUACAGAUCUGGAGACAAACGGUACAUGUUAGUUGGACCCAGGAUGAGUAUAGGAUCUACUAUAGUACCUGGAAGUCAUGCAAACACACUGGUGCUACCUGACAGGAGGAGGACUUGUGAAGAGGCAGCGACCAGCAAGUUGGAUCAGCAAGUUAUUCGUGUUUUUCACAUCUCAGCAGUGUACAGUUUAGUUCACUUUGCACUUGAAGGACUGUAA